AUGUCUAGCAAACAUUCUAAUAUUGAAAGGCACGACUGGGGCGUUGAUGCACUGGCAACUGACCCAGUUGAACCUGACCGUCUAUAUAUUGCUGUUGGGAUGUAUAGUAACGAGUGGGACCCGAAUCCGGGUUCGAUCCUGCGUUCAUUGGACCAAGGCAAAACGUGGUUGGAAAGUCCUCUGCCGUUCAAAGUCGGCGGCAAUAUGCCAGGACGUGGAAUCGGAGAGAGACUCGCGGUUGAUCCGAACAAGAACAGUAUUGUGUAUUUUGGCGCCAGAAGUGGCAACGGGCUUUUCAAAAGUACGGACUUUGGAGCAACAUGGAAAGCUGUCUCUAGCUUCAAGUGGCCUGGCACUUAUUUUCAAGACUCGACUUCAAGUUAUACUUCAGAUCCUGUGGGCAUAGCUUGGAUUACCUUUGACUCAACUUCCGGAAUGAAAGGCGCUAUGACACCCCGUAUCUUUGUUGGUGUUGUUGAUGCUGGCCAGUCCGUAUUCAAGUCGGAAGAUGGUGGAUCCACGUGGAGUUGGGUAUCUGGCGAGCCUCAAUUUGGUUUCAUUCCUCACAAAGGGGUGUUGUCUCCAGCCGAGAAAGUUCUUUACGUUUCAUAUGCUAAUGGAGUGGGACCAUAUGACGGGACGAAUGGCACUGUGCACAAAUAUGACAUUAGCAAAGGAAUAUGGACCGACAUCAGUCCAACCCCAAUGAGUUCUGUCAAUUAUGGGUAUGGCGGGUUAAGCGUAGAUCUGCUGAAGCCUGGUACACUUAUGGUAGCUGCCUUGAAUAGUUGGUGGCCAGAUGAGUUGAUAUGGCGGAGCACCGACUCUGGAUCUACGUGGUCUCCAAUAUGGGCGUGGGCAAAUUAUCCCGCCCUGAACAGAUAUUACCGUUAUGAUAUCUCUGCCGCACCCUGGCUUCAAGACACUACUUCUACUGCCGAUUUUGUAUCGCAAGUGGGGUGGAUGGUCGAGGCACUGGCCAUUGACCCGUUCGAUUCCAAUCACUGGCUAUACGGAACAGGAGCGACGAUCUACGGUGGACAUGAUUUGCAGCAAUGGGACACCAUACAUAAUGUCACUUUGAAGAGUAUGGCAGAUGGAAUCGAAGAGACAGCAGUUUUGUCACUUAUUACGCCGCCAGGAGGACCCCCAUUACUCUCGGCUGUUGGAGAUAUUGGCGGGUUUUAUCACAGCUCUCUGGAUACUGCACCCUCGCAGGCCUUCCACAAUCCAACUUAUGGCACAACAAGAGAUUUGGAUUAUGCUGGUAACAAACCUGCGAAUAUUGUCCGGUCUGGAGAGAGCGAUACGGCAAUCAAGGUCGCUCUGUCUUCUGAUUUUGGGAAAUCCUGGAACGCCGACUAUGGUGCUUCGACAUCAACGGCUCCCGGUAAGGUAGCCUACUCGGCGGAUGCCGACACAGUCCUCCUCAUGUCGAGUGGUGGUGCUUUUGUUUCCCAUUUUACCAAUCCAUUUGUAUCGGUUUCUAGCCUUCCCUUGGGUGCUGCUAUUGCUUCCGACAAAAGGAACAACUCUGUCUUCUAUGGUGGGUCUGCUGGUAGCUUUUACGCGUCAUCAGACAUUGGGACUAGCUUCCUGAAGACCACUUCAUUAGGCUCUUCGACAGCUGUUAACCAAAUACGCGUGCACCCUUUAGUUGCUGGUGACGUUUGGGUAACUACUGACACGGGUCUCUACCAUUCUCUCAACUACGGGCGAGCUUUUUCAAAAAUAUACACUGGUCUGACUGCCGGAUAUGGUUUUGCUCUAGGUGCUGCAUCAACAUCUACGGGCUAUCCAGCCAUCUACGGAUUUUUCACCAUCGACGGUGUUACCGCGCUGUUCAAGUCCGAAGAUGUAGGAAUCUCAUGGGCUAUGAUUAGCGACGCUGAGAACGGAUUUGGAGCGGCGUCAGCCAACUGUGUUGGAGCAGAUAUGAGCACUUACGGUCUUGUCUAUGUUGGUACAAAUGGUCGUGGAAUAUUCUAUGGCUCUCGUAUUGGAUCAACUCCAACCUCCACCGCUACAGUCGGGACGCCUGUUACGACAAGCACUAAGUCUACUUCUACUGCGUCGAGUACCUCUCAGCUUGGGACAACAAGCGCUAAGUUUACCUCAACUUUAUCAAGCUCCUCGCAGGCGUCAACUUUGACAACGGUAAAGACGUCGAGCACCAGUUCAAAGGCUACAUCAAGCAGUUCGACAUCAUCCGCGGCUAUCCCGGGAGGCACAAGUACGCCGUACGGACAAUGCGGUGGAAGCUCUUACACUGGACCAAAAAUUUGUCCCCCACAAUGGACUUGCAAAUUUGCAAACUCGUUCUAUUCACAGUGUCUACCCUAA
This is a messenger RNA of Glarea lozoyensis ATCC 20868, 2343 nucleotides long. RefSeq names its product Oligoxyloglucan reducing end-specific cellobiohydrolase. NCBI's taxonomy places the organism in Eukaryota, Fungi, Ascomycota, Leotiomycetes, Helotiales, Helotiaceae. Gene Ontology annotation, cellular component: extracellular region. Gene Ontology annotation, biological process: xyloglucan metabolic process. Gene Ontology annotation, molecular function: cellulose binding; protein binding. The transcript is spliced from 12 exons. The coding region runs from base 1 to 2343 and encodes 780 amino acids. The record is from RefSeq and is a predicted model, not a curated record.